AUGGCGCCUCCGGGGCUGCGGCCGCUGGCCGCGGGCGGCCCGCCGCGGCUGCGGACGCUGGGCGCAGCAGCUCAGGUGUACGUACACCUCAGCAGCCGCGCCCGCGCGCUGCAGCAGCAACUCUUCGGAUUUGCAAAAGGACUUCCUGGAGAAUCUGCGUGGCUGAAACCCUUAAAAGGAAAAGAAAUGAAGGAGUAUUACUGGCCCAGCAAGUUCGACCUCCCCAGCUUCUCCGUGCAGCAGUACUUCGAGAUGCAGGCGCUGCGGUACGCCCCGAAGCAGACGCACCCUGCGCUGCUGGCCCUUUCUCGUUUGCUGCUGCUGCUGACUCAGAAGCAGCAGCAAAUUAAAAAGCUGCUGCAGCAGCUCGACGCAGAACUGCUCGCCGAAAACCCUACUUUGCAAGACCUGCAUGCGCUCUACAACUCCCUCUUCUUUGAUGAUCCUCUUAGCGGCGUGGUGCCGCAGCAAAGGCCCUGGCGGUGGACAGACAAGAUGCAGCCCGAAGCGCUUCUCGCUUUGCUGGAGAGGUCUGCCAACAUGGAGGGGAAGGUGGAGGAGUUUGAACAAAACCUCAGAGAGGCCACCGAAUGCCACUAUAAGGCCCCCACCUUCCCGGGACCUCCCAGUGCAGCAGCAGCAGCAGCAGCAGCAGCAGCAGCAGCAGCAGCAGCAGAGGAGGCAGCCGGGGACGACAGAGCCGUGGCUCGGUCGCGGCUGCUGUGUCGCGCUGCUGAAGCUGCAGCAGCAGCUGCUGCAGCCCCCCCAGAAGCAGCAGCAGCAGCAGCAGCAGCAGCAGCAGGUCCAGCAGCAGCUGCUGCUGCGGGGCGCAGCAGCAAAAGAGCUGCUGCGCCUCCGAGGGGCCCCGUGGCGCUGGGGCUGCUGCAGGGCCGCGGGGUGUACGUACACCGCGUGCUGCUGCGGGGGCCGCUGGGGCGGGCGGAGGCGCAGCAGCAGCAGCAGCAGCAGCAGCAGGCGCAGCAGCAGCUGCAGCAGGCGCUGCAGCAAGCCCCGCAGCUAGCUAGCUACCUGGCAGCUAGCCACCGCUUCCUAGAUCCUCUCUUCAAAAGAAAAAGACUUUCUUUUCUCGACAGACUUUCCAGAAGAAAAAUAAAAAGCGAAAAAGAAAUUCAACUCAAGUCCCAGGUGUACGUACACCCCGCAGACGCCCUGCCCUCCUUCCCCACCAACAAGGGCCAACUCGCCCGCCGCUGGCCCUCCCCCUUCCACUAG
This is a messenger RNA of Eimeria necatrix, 1233 nucleotides long. RefSeq lists its product as hypothetical. Bases 1 to 1233 code for a protein of 410 amino acids. Lineage: Eukaryota; Apicomplexa; Conoidasida; Eucoccidiorida; Eimeriidae. The transcript has 6 exons. The record is from RefSeq and is a predicted model, not a curated record.